GGAACCAGCGCCUUCCACUCGGUGGUUUCUUGGUGACUCUGGGCGGAACAGCUCCAGCCUUGCCAUCUCUGGUUUCUCACCGCAGCUUGGACAUUGGGUUUUUACCACUGCCAGAGCGACAUCUCGAACUUCCUCCUCACAUAUCUUGGCAGAUCACCCCCUCAGCAGGGUCUGCGCAUCGCCGCCGGAAUGAAGCUGGUUCCAGUCGCCCUCCUGUGUUUGGGCUCGCUCGCCUUCCUAGGCGCGGACAGCGCACGGCUCGACGUGGCGUCAGAGUUCAGAAAGAAAUGGAAUAAAUGGGCGCUAAGUCGUGGGAAGAGGGAACUUCGGAUGCCCAGCAGCUACCCCACCGGGCUCGCCGACGUGAAGUCCGAGCCUGUCCAGACUCUCAUUCAGCCCCAGGAUGUAAAGGGAGCCUCUCGCAGCACCCAGGCCAGCAGUCCGGACGCCGCCCGCAUCCGAGUUAAGCGCUACCGCCAGAGCAUGAACAACUUCCAGGGCUUGCGGAGCUUUGGCUGUCGCUUCGGGACGUGCACGGUGCAGAAGCUGGCGCACCAGAUCUACCAGUUCACAGACAAGGACAAGGACGGCGUCGCCCCCAGGAGUAAGAUCAGCCCUCAGGGCUACGGCCGCCGGCGCCGGCGCUCCCUGCCCGAGGCGGGCCGGGGCCGGACUCUGCUGUCCCCGGAGCCACAGGCACACGGGGCUCCAGCUUCUGGAGCGCAUCAAGUGAUCGCUACCCUCCGUAGGAUUUAGGCCGCUGUGGCAGCAGCGAUCAGUUGCGCAUGCGACCGGAUGCCCCCCUAUCCCUCGCCAGAGCGGAGGGCUUCCCGGAGCCGAGCCUCUCAGCUGAUGAGGACGGGCUGAGACAGCCCUGCAGAGAGCGGGAGUUCGGAAGGCACAGUACGGCGGCGAGCCCUGGCUUUGCAGGGGUCCCUCCUUCUCAGAGCCAGUGUUCGUUUUCCUCUAACCCGACCAGGGUGUCCCGGGGGGCGGGAGGUGGGGGGGAGGCAGAGGAAUCCGAGGGAGUGUCUGCCAGGCUCACGGAGAAACCAAGAAUCAAAUGCUUAGACCCCGGGGGCAAAGGUCUGAGCCAUUGUCCUUACAGCCCACAAACUGAUUUCUCAUGGGGUGUCACCCCGCCGGGGCGCAAGCCCCACUAUUACUUGAACUUUCCAAAACGUAGAGAGAAAAAGUGCAAUGCGUGUUGUAUAUACAGAGGUAAUUAUCAAUAUUUAAGUUUGUUGCUGUCAAGAUUUUUUUGUAACUUCAAAUAUAGAGAUAUUUUUGUACGUUAUAUAUUGUAUUAAGGGCAUUUUAAAGCAAUUGUAUUGUCCCUUUCCUCAGUAUUUUAAUACAUGAAUGUCUCAGCGAGGUGUAACAUUGCUGCGGGGAAUGUGUGAGAGUGUGCGUGAAAAAGAGACUGAUUACCUCUUUUGGAAGAAGGAAACGUCGUGUCUCUGUAUAAUCUAUUUACAUAAAAUGGGUGAUAUGCGAAAUAGCAAACCAAUAAACUGUCUCGAUGCUGAUUCA
Molecule: messenger RNA, 1533 nt
Organism: Pteropus alecto (black flying fox)
Lineage: Eukaryota; Metazoa; Chordata; Mammalia; Chiroptera; Pteropodidae
Gene: ADM
Product: adrenomedullin
Exons: 4
Coding region: 190-756 (188 amino acids)
Biological process (GO): adenylate cyclase-activating G protein-coupled receptor signaling pathway; adrenomedullin receptor signaling pathway; regulation of systemic arterial blood pressure
Cellular component (GO): extracellular region
Molecular function (GO): hormone activity; adrenomedullin receptor binding
Source: RefSeq, a predicted model, not a curated record